ACUGUGCGAGGCUGGCUUCAUCCCCGCCUCGCUCUUCACCAUCACUCGCUGGUAUAAGCGCGGCGAGACAACCAGGCGUUUCUCAGCGUUCUUUAUCGGUAACCUGCUUGCGGGCGCGUGCACGGGGCUUGUCGCGUAUGGAAUCCUGCACAUGAGAGGCAUCGGCGGGCUGGCGGGCUGGCAAUGGCUGUUCCUGGCCUCUUCACCAUUCUUGUCGGCGUCAUUUUCAUCGCUUUCUUCCCUCUGUCCCCGGCCAAUCCCGUCUCCUUACUAGGGAUUCGGUAUUUCAGCGAGCAGGAGGCCCACAUCCUGCAACAGCGCGUCCUCCGUGACGACCCGUCCAAGUUCCAGCCCCGCCGCAGUGUCAGCUGGGCCGAGAUCAAGGCUACCUUCACCAACUGGCGACUGCUCCCGCACUUCUUCACGACGCUCCUGGGCGUCGCGCCGGCCUCAACUAUGGGCUCGUACGCGCCGUCGUUGGUCGUCUCGUUCGGGUACGACCGGCUCAAGUCCAACGCCAUGGUCUCGAUCGGCUCCUGGCUUCUGCUCGUCACCAACCUCGCGUGGGGCUAUAUUGCCGACAAAACCAAGCAGAGAGGUCUGAUGGUGUUCCUGGGCGUGCUCAUCCUGUGGGGGUUGAUGCUCGGCAACCGCCUCCUGGUAGAGUCGACAAACGAGAAGUUGAGAUUCGGUCUCCUCACGGCGGCCAUCGCGUUUCAAGUGCCCUGGCACGCCGUCAACGGCUCGUGGCUCGCCCUCAACGCACGGUCGGCCGGCGAGCGGUCCAUCACGAUGGCGGUCUUCAUCAUGGCAGCGAACUCCUCGGGCAUUAUCGGCAGCCAGAUCUUCCAGGCGCCGGACGCGCCGCUGUACCGCACCGGGUGGACGGUCAUUGUGGUGCUGGUGUCCGUCGCGCUGCUCAUGUCCGUGAUCGCGAACGUGCAGUACCGGCUGCUGAACCGUCUCCAGAAGAGGGAGGGCAAGGCGAGAUAUCAGUACUAAUUUUCGUCUUGAGCGGGCUUCGGUGCUAGGUCACUUGGAUAGAGCAGGAUAGAAUCAUGGACCGUGCG
Thermothielavioides terrestris NRRL 8126 is the source of this 1070-nucleotide messenger RNA. RefSeq lists its product as uncharacterized. The record is from RefSeq and is a predicted model, not a curated record. NCBI's taxonomy places the organism in Eukaryota, Fungi, Ascomycota, Sordariomycetes, Sordariales, Chaetomiaceae. Gene Ontology annotation, cellular component: membrane. Gene Ontology annotation, molecular function: transmembrane transporter activity. The coding region runs from base 184 to 1002 and encodes 272 amino acids. The transcript is spliced from 6 exons. Gene Ontology annotation, biological process: transmembrane transport.